UUGGACGCUUUCGCUAAUUAUUCAUGAGCUCUCCAGUGUCAUCGUAGAAAGAGAAGAGAAGAAAAAAAAAACGUCUGCAACUUUACUCCUAGUGCCCAUAUUUCCUACAGCCCCUGAACGCAGCGGCAGGCUGACUGGCUCUGUGAAGAUGGCGGACUGUAUACGUGUUCCUCUGCUCCUGCUCUCGCUGUGCAUCUUGUCGUCUUUGCAUCCGAUUCACGGAGAAAACCACCUCAUCGGCAAACUCACUGUUAACGCGGAUAACCCACAGAAGCAAGCCGGGGGUGCGGGGCCGGCUGCGGGGGUCCCGGGAGCCGCUGAAAGGAGCCUGGUCGCCGGGGCCUCGCUGCCUCGGAGGCGCUCUACCGGCUGGAAGUUGGCAGAAGAGGGGGUGUGCAGAGAGGACCUGACCCGGCUUUGCCCCAAACACUCCUGGAACAACAACCUGGCGGUGCUGGAGUGUCUCCAGGAUAAGAAAGAGGAAACUGAGAUUGCAGCUGAAUGCAACCAUCUGCUGUGGAACUACAAGCUGAACCUGACCCCACCAAAGUUUGAGUCCGUCGUGGAGGUCUGCAAGACCACCAUCUCUGAGAUUAAGGAAUGUGCGGCGGAGGAGCUGGGCAAGGGCUACCUGGUUUCCUGCCUGGUGGAUCACCGUGGCAACAUCACCGACUACCAGUGCAACCAGUACAUCACCAAGAUGACGGCCAUCGUCUUCAGCGACUACCAGCUGAUCUGCGGCUUCAUGGACCAGUGUCGCGAGGACAUCAACGCCCUGCGCUGCGGCAGCAUCAGCACCGGCGAGAAGGACAUCCACUCUCAGGGGGAGGUGAUCGCCUGUCUGGAGAAAGGUCUGGUGCGGGAGGCCGAGGAGCAGCCGGCAGCGCACCGCAUCAAGGACGACUGUAAGAAGGCCAUCAUGAGAGUGGCCGAGCUCUCGUCGGACGACUUCCACCUGGACCGAUACCUGUACUUCGCCUGCCGCGACGACCGCGAGCGCUUCUGUGAAAGCACACUGGCCGGAGAGGGACGGGUUUACAAAUGUCUCUUCAAUCACAAGUUCGAGGAGGCGAUGUCUGAGAGGUGCCGCGAAGCUUUGACCACCCGGCAGAAGCUGAUCGCCCAGGACUACAAGGUGAGCUACUCGCUGGCCAAAGCCUGCAAGUCGGACCUGAGGAAGUACCACUGCAGCGCCGACAGCAACAUGCCCCGGGCCCGGGAGGCUCGCCUGUCCUACCUGCUGCUCUGCCUGGAGUCGGCGGUGCACAGAGGCCGUGUGGUCAGUGGCGAGUGUCAGGGCGAGAUGAUGGACUACAGGCGGAUGCUGAUGGAGGAUUUCUCUCUGAGUCCGGAGAUCGUGCUGCACUGUCGGAGCGAGAUCGAGGGCCACUGCUCCGGGCUGCACCGCAAAGGCCGGACGCUGCACUGCCUGAUGAGGGUCGGCAGAGGAGACAUGGGCGCCAUCGACCCCGACUGCCAGAGGGCGCUCCAGAUUCUGAUCCAGGAAGCCGACCCCGGAGCCGACUACCGCAUCGACCGAGCACUCAACGAGGCCUGCGAGUCCGUCAUCCAGACUGCCUGCAAACACAUCCGCAGCGGAGACCCCAUGAUCCUGUCCUGUCUGAUGGAGCACCUGUACACCGAGAAGAUGGUGGAGGACUGUGAACACAGGCUCCUGGAGCUGCAGUACUUCAUCGCCAGAGACUGGAAGUUGGAUCCCAUCCUGUAUAAGAAAUGUCAGGGCGAUGCGGCCCGGCUCUGCCACACCCACGGCUGGAACGAGACCAGCGAAAUGAUGCCGCCCGGCGCCAUUUUCUCCUGCCUGUACCGCCACGCCUACCGCUCCUUGGAGCAGGGACGCAGGCUCUCUAGAGACUGUAAGGUGGAGGUGCAGAGGAUCCUCCACCAGAGGGCGCUGGACGUGAAGCUGGACCCCGAGCUGCAGAGACAAUGCAUGACCGACCUGGGGAAGUGGUGCAGCGAGAAGACGGAGGCCGGACAGGAGCUGGAGUGUCUGCAGGACCACCUGGAGGAUCUGGUGUCCGGCUGCAGGGACGUGGUGGGGAACCUGACGGAGCUGGAGUCUGAGGAUAUUCAGAUCGAGGCGCUGCUGAUGCAAGCGUGUGAACCCGUCAUCCAGACCUACUGCCAUGAGGUCGCUGAUAACCAGAUCAACACCGGUGAUCUGAUGGAGUGUUUGGUUCAGAACAAACACCAGAAGGAGAUGAAUGAGAAGUGUGGGGUGGGAGUGACACACUUCCAGCUGAUUCAGAUCAAAGAUUUCCGUUUCUCCUACAAGUUCAAGACGGCCUGCAAGGAGGACGUUCUCAAACUUUGUCCCAACAUCAAGAAGAAGGUGGACGUUGUGAUCUGCCUCAGCACCACGGUGAGAAACGACACCUGCAGACGCCAAGAGCAGCGAGUGUCCAUCAAAUGUCGUAAAACAGCUUGGGUGGAGGAGGUGGAGAUGUCGGAGGACAUCCGCCUGGAGCCGGAGCUGUACGACUCCUGUAAGCAGGACAUCAACCGGCUGUGUCAGAACGUGGCCUUCGGCAACGCACAGGUUAUCGAGUGUCUGAAAGAGAACAAGCGUCAGCUGACUCAGCGUUGCCACCAGCGGAUCUUCAAGCUGCAGGAGAACGAGAUGGUGGAUCCGGAACUGGACUACCAGCUGAUGAGGGUCUGCAAGCACAUGAUCAGGCGGUUCUGUACGGAGUCGGAGGGAAAGAACGUUCUUCAGUGUCUGAAACAGAACAAGAACAGCGAGCUGAUGGAUCCGAAAUGCAAGCAGAUGAUCACCAAGAGACAGAUCACCCAGAACACAGACUACAGGCUGAACCCGGUCCUGAGGAAGGCCUGUAAAGCCGACAUCCCAAAGUUCUGCCAGCCCAUCCUGAACAAGGCGACGGCCGACAGCGAGCUGGAGGGUCAGGUCAUCUCCUGCCUCAAGCUCAAAUACUCCGACCAGCGUUUGUCUCCAGACUGUGAGGCUCAGAUCCAGGUCAUCCUGCAGGAGUCGGCGCUGGACUACAGGCUGGACCCCCAGCUGCAGAUCCACUGCACACAGGAGGUCCACCGGCUGUGUCCGGAGGAGGGCGGCGGACCAGGAGCAGAGGGGCAGGUGGCGGAGGGUGUCUGAAGGUGAACUGUCGGAGAUCAACGGGAAGGAUGUAAGAAGGAGGUGUUGAACAUGCUGAAGGAGAGUAAAGCCGACAUCUUCGUCGACCCCGUCCUCCACACCGCCUGCGCUCUGGACAUCAAGCAUCAAUGUGCCGCCAUCCCACCCGGCAGAGGGCGGCAGAUGUCCUGUGCUGAUCGUAGGAAGUGCCAGGACAAACGCGUCGUCGCAGCCCGAGGCAAGAAGAGACUUCAGGACGAUCGACAUGUGGGGACGUACGCGCCAAGCGUGGCGCCGGCCGAGGGCUUCUCCGACCUCGCCAUGCAGGUGAUGACAUCACCGUCCAAGAACUACAUCCUGACUGUGAUUGGUGUAGGAGUGGCGCUGCUCUUCCUGUUCGGGCUGCUCUGCGGCAGAAUCACCAGACGCGUCACCCAGGAGCUGAAGGACAGGUAGACCCCCCCCGCCCCCACUCCGGGGUCAGGACACACCCACAGCAGAAACAAGCCCCCCCCGACCCCCACCCCCACCCCCAGACUCUCUGCUGCAGUCCUUAAACACCCUUCGGCUCUUUCUUUCAUCGCUGGAAUGACAUUGCCCAACACCCUGCAGACGAAAGUGACUCACCUUCUUCUUCUUCUUCUACUCUCUGGGAGGCUGCACCGCCUCGGGGUCUUUCUCAUCAUUCUUCUUCUUCUUCUUCUCUUCCUGAGCUUCGAUGCAGAGCGCCGGGUCCUGCUGCAGUUCUACCCCGCACUCACCUGAUGGACAUGCAGUAUUACUCUGCUUUUCUCUUCUUCUCCUGCCUUCUCUGUGGGGUGGUUGGGGGGGGGGGGGAGAGGGGGCUGUUUGGGGGUGGAGAGGGAGGGGCAGGGUUGUAGGAUAUGGGGUCAGAGGUCAAGUAUGGGUGCAAAGGAGUCAAAAUAAAUCAUAUUAAGGUAAAUGGUAUAAAGUGGGUGGGAAAUGCUCAUGCUCAGAGGCAGUUAAAUGAUCCAGGAUUUUAAGUGUGUGUGGUGGUGUGUGUGUGUGGUGUGGUGGUGUGUGUGUGUGUGUGUGUGGUGUGUGUGUGUGUGGUGUGUUGUGUGUGUGUGGGUGUGUGUGUUUGUUGUGGUGUGUGUGUGUGUGUGUGUGUGUGUGUGGUCUACGUUUGUCAUCCUGCUUGAAGGGUUUUCGGGGUGUUUGGCUCUGGUAUAUCUUCUUUUUUUUUUUGAUAUAUUUCUUUUUUUAGGCUGAUGUGUGUUAGUUAGAUUUGAUCGCCAUGGGACUGCCAGGCGGGCCGGGGCCAACCAGCCAGCCCUCCACACACGAUAAAGAAAAGUGGACAACUCCCCGCCAGGCCUCGCUCAAAGCUCUUCUAACAGCAGGAACGUUUUGUGGAUAUUUUUAUUGCUUUCUUUCUGAAACGGCAGACCUGGCAACGUCUUUUUCCUUUUUCCUCCUCCUCGUUUUUCUUCCCCCGGUCAUGAACUCGAGCGCAAUGCAGGAAGAAAACAAAAACAUAACAACCGAAAUCAAGAAAAGAUUCUGGAUUAUUAGAGAGAUGUGAACAUUUUUGUGUAAAGAUGAGACUGGAAUCAUUGCACAUUUGUAGUUCUUUUUUUUUUUUUUUAUAUCUAUAAAUAUAUAUAUAUUGUUUUGUCAUAGCCUUAUUUAUUUGUUUAAUAAUGGUUUUCUUCUCUAUGAUUUGAAUGUUCUCUGGUUGCCUUUUCUCCAGCGAGCCAGCAUCCCUCCUGCGAGGGGGGGGGGGGGGGGGGGGGUGCAGGCGGCGGCGGCGGUUCGGGCCUCCUUCCGGGCAUCAACCUGCGUUUACGCGCGGCAGUGAACGCCUCUGGCGGGCAAGGCGAGUUAGAUCCUUUUAUUUAAGACGGCGGCACAUCAGAAAUCUGUGACACGGGCGUCCUGGUGAUUGUGGAGACGCUUUGAUCCAGAUCAGACACGUGGUCUGGGUUCGGCGUAGCGGUUUUGUGAGUCGGCGCGUCGGGGUCUUUAAUGUGACGAUACUUUGGGGAUGACCACUGGUGCGUUCAGGCACCGUUUGAAGCUGAUCAGUAAUGUGGAUACGAGCGGAUUUGUUCCAGAAAAAGGGUUUCAUGUAACUUUGACGCGAGCCUUUAGAAGACAUGAUUAUCAAGAUGUCGAGCGAACCUUUCACCACUCGGCCUGAACAUGAAAUGUAUCAUUGAUGUUUUGUUUCGUUUUUUAAGUCGUACCCCAAAUGAACCAAAACCACAGGUGUGAACGCGACUGAAGGAAAAAACCAAAAGUCAACCUGGUCUCACGUUCUGGUCUCAUAUCGCGAGUCUUCGUAGUUUCUGUCUGCUUCGUCACAUCCGCGCCGAGUCAGCGAUGUCGGGGGUGAGAAGAGGAAAGAGAAACGAGCACAAAACAAAGACCAGAAAAAGCCCAGAUAGACAACAAAUGCGAGAAAAGGAACUCCCUGAUUUAAGCCCAACGGUCCACUUCCUAUCUUUUUUUUUUCCUGGGCUGUGUCUCACGGCCGUUCUUUGGUGAGUGGGUGUUAGACUUCCGUCUAACUUGUGGAUGUGGUCGGUCUGAUGAGCCUCUGCUCCGCCUGCAGCUUGAUGCCCGAGGAAGAAGGCGGUGUCAUCGUACGUCAGAGAGUCGCGGUGGGAAGACCGAAACAAAUUGGGGUUUUUAUUUGUAGAAAAGGUCUGGAUUCCACGCGGUGCAUCUGAGGUGGGGCCCGUCCCCAAACUCCCAGGGUCCCGUGUCUGUUGAAAUGAGCUGACAUUGUUUGAUUGUUAAGCGCUGUCUUUGUAGUUUAGCGUGCAAAAGAAACCAGGAACAUGGAUGUUUCAAAUGCAGCUUGAAUGGGUAAAAAAAUCAGUUUAGCCACCAUGGAGACUUCAACGUCUAAAGUCAAUUUAAGGUGCAGGAAGUGGCACAUUCAAACGCUUCCUCCCCAUCCACCUUUAACUGUUGCUGAUUGGCUGGUAACUCCUUUCCUGUUUGUUUUCCAUUCACAAAUCCAGGGCUGUGUAUCAACACCGGCUUUUUUGUACUCUUAAGUCACAGAAAACGGAGAGCUAGGUGACGGAUAUUCACCGAUCUUCACUAAUGGAUUAACAUCACUUGCUAUACCUUUUAAAUUGCCUUCGAACUUUAGGUCUCAUUGGUAGCCUGGCAGGGGGGGGAUUUCAACAUAUUGACCCAGAGAAACGUUUCUGACGGUAUAAAACCCUUUGAAAAGUCUUCAUAUUAAGAGGACAUGGAGCUGGGGGACACAGGACCCUGGGAACGUGGACAACACUCAGACAGCAGAAACCCUGAACUCCUCUUGUCCCCCGUCUCCGAGUAUGUGGACAUGUGUGAGGGAUGAUUACUGUAAUCUACGUCCCGUGUCUCUUACUUUCUUUGGUUUUUCUCACCGUUGAAGCGUGGUGUGAUGAGCGCCGCCCUCGCUGCUUGUAAAUGAGACGUCGUGAUUCGUUGAACUGCCUUCGUGUCUUUUCUUUCUCCAUCUGACGUUGAUUUUUUUUAUUUUUUUUAUUUUUUUAAAUCAAAGCGUGCCUACUCGCCGUCCCACAGAGGGAUCCUGCUGCUGUACAGAACAUCCCAGAGCCCCCAGCAGCACCGUGUGUGUGUGGGUGUGGGGGGGUGUGUGUGUGCUGUGGGUGGGUGUGUGUGUGUGUGUGUGUGUGUGUGUGUGUGUGUGUGUGUGUGUGUGUGGGGGUGUGUGUGUGUGCGGGGGGGGUGUGUGUGUGUGUGUGUAUGCGUGGGGGUGUGUGUGUGUGCGUGUGGGGGUGUGUGUGUGUGUGCUGCGUGGGUGCUGCCCACAGAUCCUGGAGUGCGACGUCCAGGUGGUUCCUCGCUGUUCUCGUUGUCCCGAGCGAUGAUGACUAGAAUAUUUUAACUUUAAGUUUGUGAUGAUAAAGAUCUUUUUGUAAAC
Molecule: messenger RNA, 7028 nt
Organism: Etheostoma spectabile (orangethroat darter)
Lineage: Eukaryota; Metazoa; Chordata; Actinopteri; Perciformes; Percidae
Gene: glg1a
Product: golgi glycoprotein 1a
Cellular component (GO): Golgi membrane
Molecular function (GO): fibroblast growth factor binding
Source: RefSeq, a predicted model, not a curated record